AUGAAUGGCCAGUCAUCUCCGUACAACAACAAGAAACGAUCAAGAGACAGUGAAAAUAAGCCAGAAAAGCCCUGUCUCUGCGGCGACAGUCAUUUCUGGGGCCAAUGCCCAUACAUCGAUACGGCACUCCAGCAACGAGGAUUUGUUGUAGACCCUGAAAAAGCCAAGAAGAUUGCUGAUUUUGAGGCCAAGGAUAAUUGUGGGAUACUAAACAAGAUUUGGGAAAAGAAUCGACGCUUCAAGAAAUCCAAGACUAGGGAUACCAACAAGCACAACAAAGCGACAGACUCUGAUUCGAUAGAAAUUGACGCAGGAGACCCACUAGCUGAACAAUCCCUACAGCACGAAGCAUAUGCCACGCUGGAUCCAGCCACCAAUAUUCAUAUCUGCAACAACCCUGCAGAGUUUGAGUGGAAAGCUCCAGCAGCUGACGACGACGUCGUACUCGCAGGAGGAACUAAGACGAAAAUUGAGGCAUGGGGUGAAGUCAAGCUGCCUCUAUCAACACCAAGUGGUAUCAAGAGAACUACGCUUAAGCGCGUGGCUCUGAUCCAAUCCUUCUUCACCAGCCUUGUCUCGCUAUCCCGCCUCUCCUCAUCAAAUAUCCACUUCGACUCAGGAAGAAAUGUCCUGUAUAGAGCUGUCAAAGAUGCUCGCGAGGAUGUUCUUCAUGUCCUCAUGGCACAUGCAGGCAGUGAUGCUAUCGAUCAUCUAGCAGAAAACGUCCAGGGCAUCCAGCAACCAUCUACAGGCUUUGCACCACGUACAAUCGACUGCGAAGCAUGCUCACAGAACAAAGCCCAUCAGAUCAUCUCUCGUCGUACGGGACAUGAGGUCGGUGCAUCUCGUCCGUUCGAGACAGUUGCAAUUGAUAUUAUCAAGCUCGACGUCAUAGGCUACAAUAGGCAUUGA
Molecule: messenger RNA, 912 nt
Organism: Exserohilum turcica Et28A
Lineage: Eukaryota; Fungi; Ascomycota; Dothideomycetes; Pleosporales; Pleosporaceae
Exons: 3
Coding region: 1-912 (303 amino acids)
Source: RefSeq, a predicted model, not a curated record